CCCCACAUCGUUGUAGGCGAGUCCGUGCGGUGUUAACGUGUACAUUUAAGUCUUCUUUAGCAUUGGAAUAAAGAGCAACGCCGAGUGGGGGAGGCUUGUUUUCCUAAUUGUUCCGAAACCACGCCUGCAAGCUACGCCGUGCCACCAUCCUAGCUACCAGCAGCAGCCAUGUCCAUUGAAUACACCAUCGAUAUCCAGCUGAGAGAGUUGGGAUACCCGGACAUUCUGCAGAGUUCCUUCAGAGAGACUCCCCACCACGCCUCAUCACCUGAUGACUCACUCUCCCCUGGUCACAGUCCAACCACACACGUGCAAAGACUGCUGCUCACAGGCCAGAAGUCGGCCGUCGCUGGCAAAGAAGCAGGUGCUGCCAAGCCACCGCCACGUGUUGAGCAAACCCCAGCGGUUCCAACGGCUCCUCCAUCCGGCGAUGGAGCGACACAGAACCCUGCUGCGCGAGGUCCAGCGGAUGAGCAAGCUGUCAAAAGCUCGUCGGAGUCGCUCGCACCAGUCAGUCCACAGCCGGUAAAUAUUUCUAUCCGCGAUAGAGACACUGAAAGAGAGGCCUCGACAGAGAUGCUGGAUUUGGAGGAUGACUCCGAUGACAGUGAGGUUUCGGACCUGAACGAGGAAGAAGAGGUCGAGGAGGAUGAGGAUGAUGAUGACGACGACGACGAUGACGAGGAUGAGGAGGAACUAAACAAUGAGCUGGGUCAUUCGGCCGACUACCGCUGCGGUGUCUGUGAUGUGCAGCUGCCUUCCAAGUUCAAGCUCCAGGAUCACAUGAACCUGCACACUGGGGCACGGCCGUACUCGUGUGCCGAAUGCGGAAAACGCUUUUCCCAGAUUUACAGCUACCGUGUCCACCUGCGCGCUCACGCCCACAACCACGCCGACGCCGACGCCCAGAACAAAGUUGAGCUUUUCCAGUGCCGCAUUUGUCUGACGGACUACGGGACACGGAAACAUCUGAGAGAGCACCUGGCUAUGACUCACUUUGAGAAAGAGUUUUACGAGUGUGACCGGUGCAAGCGCGUUUUCACGUCACUCUCUAAAUGCGAAAACCAUGUCAAGUUCCACAAAUGUAGGAUCGAUGUCAUGUGUGAGGCGUGUGGCCGCAUCUACCGCUCUUAUAAAUCUCUGGUGCGCCACCGGAAGACAACGUGCCAGCGGCAUUUCAAAUGCACGGACUGCACCAAGACCUUUACCAGUAAAAACACCCUCCUGAAACACAGCUUUUCCCACCUUGGUUUGCUGCCUUACACCUGCGUACGCUGCCGCUGCCACUACCGCCUGGCGAGGCUAUACCGCAAACACAAGUGUGAACCCGAACGCAUGCACUGUGUGGCGUGUCUGCGGGAGUUUCUGAGUCAGGAAGACUUCCAGCGGCACAAAAAGGACACGGGCUGCUGGGGCAAUCAGGAGCCCAAGGGGAACGAGAUCAGGUGCUUGGAGUGUGGCGAGAGAUUUGACACUCCCGAGGAGCUGAAGAAACACGCCGGGGCCCAUCAGAGGGUGCUGAAGUGUGCUGAAUGUGGGAAGGGUUUCCGGUCGGCCUUGCUGUUAAUGUCCCACAUGGGGGGUCACGCCGGCAACUCGCCCUGCCUUUGUCAGAGCUGUGGACUGGGCUUUCCCCACCAGCAGAACUAUCACAGCCACCUCAAGACAUGCGGAAAGAUACCCCAACCUGCGAGUGCUCCCAAGAAACGUCCAGCCUCGAAGAGCUCCUCAUCCGAGACCAAAAAGGUCGACGCCAAACCAGUCCCACUGCUCCCAACAACUACAACUGCUGUGCCUGCUGUAAACGUCCCUGCUGCUACCCCAGCAAAGGAGUCUCCCAGACCAGGACCUGUGACAGCGAGGGGGGGGAACGGCCUCGCUCAGUCAAAUGGAGCAUGGACGAUGCGCCUCGUUGUGCCGCCGCCGCCGCCCAGUGCCAAACUGGUCAUGUUCCUCCCGGUCUGUAAAACUGACUCCCAAACACUUCCAGCUAUGCUGGUGCCGACAGAGGCCCCGCCGCCUGUUUCAAAGGAACACCUCGGAGUGGAUGAUGCUUUCGGAGUGGUGCAAAAUAGUCCUCUGAAUCUGGUAACCGGGAUUAAGCAGGAUCCAGAGUGGGAUGCCCCUCUGAAUCUGUCCAAGUGUAACUCGUCCAUGGCAACUCUCGGCAACAUUCCAGUUUCGGCGAUCAAAAGUGAGCUGGGAGAAUUUGGAAUUUCAGAAGAGCCGAACAGCACUGAAAGACAAGAAUCUUAAAAAAAAGUGGUUGUUUAAGAGGCACAGAUAGAAAUACUGAAGGGAAGCAACUUUAAGUGGAUCUCAUGGGUCCCUCCAGUUUGUGGAUAUAAAGGAAGAGCCUCGGUCUCCUGCUGGUUUUGAUCUGUGGUCCUACAGAUCAAUUAAGAUUAAGAUGGCGGUUGACAUUGCUGAAAGAAAAAAGAAUUUUCUAAGUCAUCAGAUUCCUUACCUCUGGUCGUGUCUUAAUCCUAUCAAGGAUACACCCACUGCUGUAACUUUAGCCACGUAUACAAGUGUUGGUCCACAGCCAUAAAUAUAUAUAUAUAUAUUAAUUAUAUAUAUUUUAAUUCAUAUCUACCAUUGUGCGCAUUCUACCAUUUGUAUGACAAAGUACAUUUUUAUUAACUUCCACUCUUAUGAAUAGACAGCAGUUGACUGACAGACUUGGUUGAGAAUAAAAAUGUUUAUUUGUUCCUCUACAAUUCCAACCAAACAUUCCAAGCCAUUGCUGUUAAUGGCGUUCCUUGUAUUUUCCAUUUUGAGUUUGCUGCAGCUUUUAUGUUUGGAAAAUGCAUCCUUUGCGUUUAUUAACGUGUAAGUCAAAUGAAAGCACUGGAUUUUUUUGUAUUUAGCGAAGAACUUGAAAUUAUAUGUUUAAAGACACUUUAGUUUCGGUACAUUUGUUUUAUAUAUUUAAUCACUGCAAAUAAUAGUAACGACAAUAUGACAUUCUGUUAUCUUGGGAUUUACAUUUGCUGAAUCCUUACACUCUGAGGUGUUAAAUAAACGGUUUCCUUGACGCAAUGUCA
Messenger RNA from Pungitius pungitius (ninespine stickleback), 3047 nucleotides. RefSeq names its product zinc finger protein 358. The transcript has 4 exons. Bases 169 to 2256 code for a protein of 695 amino acids. NCBI's taxonomy places the organism in Eukaryota, Metazoa, Chordata, Actinopteri, Perciformes, Gasterosteidae. The record is from RefSeq and is a predicted model, not a curated record.